Molecule: messenger RNA, 1678 nt
Organism: Asterias rubens (European starfish)
Lineage: Eukaryota; Metazoa; Echinodermata; Asteroidea; Forcipulatida; Asteriidae
Product: adhesion G-protein coupled receptor D1-like
Exons: 17
Coding region: 1-1587 (528 amino acids)
Biological process (GO): cell surface receptor signaling pathway; adenylate cyclase-activating G protein-coupled receptor signaling pathway
Cellular component (GO): membrane
Molecular function (GO): G protein-coupled receptor activity
Source: RefSeq, a predicted model, not a curated record
AUGAAGGACAGAGAGACUGUGGCAGGACCGUUGGGGAUUGUGUCUUCAAUUGAAACUGUGGCAAUCGAAGUUGGCAUAGCUUUAAUCGAUCACGGAAACGCUUCGGACAUAGUAGUUGCUGAGGACAACCUGAAUGGAGUUAUUGCCUUAAGGGGGAAAGCGGAAGUUAAAGAUAGCGGUUACUCAACAACUUUUGACAGUAAAGAUGACUCAUCUGGAGUGGCGACUGAAAUCACUAUAGCCAAUACCCAGUUUGAAGAAAACGGUGCCAUAAAGGCUUUGCCAGCGAAUAGCAGUUUGGUCGUGGUGGUACUCAAGUUCAACAGCAUUGAGGAAUUGUUGGUCAAAGAAGAUGUUGAGGACCAGACACCGGGAAACAAACGACUCGCUAGCAGUGUUUUGUCAAUUCAGGUGGUUGCGGAUGGUAAACCUCAGUCGGUACCCCUUUCCUUUAAACUGGGGCAUUUAGAGCCUACAAAAGAGGAAAAACCAAAGUGUAACUUCUGGGAACCGGUACUUUCUUCUGAUGGGGACAGUAGUAAGACUGCCGGGAACUGGAGUGACGCAGGAUGUACAAAGGAUGCGCUUGCUUCCUCAACCCACGCUACGGUCUGCAACUGUGACCACAUGACUAACUUUGGUAUUCUGAUGUGGCUCGGUGAUUCACCACCGAAGGAUACCACAGCACUCGACACCAUUUCUCAGGUUGGAUGCUACGUGUCGAUUGCUGCAUUGAUUGUGGCUCUAGGACUCCUGUUAUACCUCAAGUCGUCAUUGUCAUCAGAACGCAUUAUUAUCCACAUUCACCUUAUGAGCGUCACCCUUGUUGCGUUGACCAUCUUUGUGCUUGGUAUCGGGGCAACUGAUAAUGAAGUAUUGUGCAAGGUGAUCACCAUCGCCCUUCAUUUUUUCUUCAUGUCCAUGUUCAGCUGGAUGCUGGUGGAGGGAAUCCACCUCUAUCGCCAGGUCAUCUCCGUGUUCGAGAGCGAGAAAUCACGCUUGUGGGUCUACUUUGCUGUCGGAUGGGGAAUCCCUGUUGUUGUUGUGAUUAUUGGAACCUCCAUCUUCAUUUCUGACUACGGAGUAAACACAACGGCAUGCUGGUUGAAUCCUGCCGAUAGUAUCUGGGUUUUCAUGGGACCCAUAAUUCCGACAAUUGCGGUUAACCUUGUGGUGCUGAUCAUGGUGUCCCGUAUUGUGAUGUCGGCUUCGAAACUUCAACAAGAAAAACCAGCAUUUAAUAGUGUCAAGGCUGGGUUGCGUAGCUCUUUGCUUCUGCUGCCAAUCAUGGGAGUCACCUGGAUCUUCGGCUACUUUCAGGAGUUAAACGAAGUCUUUCAAUAUGCAUUCGUCACUCUGAAUGCUUUUCAGGGGUUCUUCAUGGCCCUGUUCCACUGCUUCAUGAGUACUGAGGUUAACAACGCCCUCAAACAGAAGAUCCGACGUGUGAAGGACAGCAGCAUGGGUGGCGCCUCAUCUGUGGACUCGCUCCAUCCUAAAUGCCUCAUGACUGCUGACAAAGCCCCACUGUACACGGUUAUUUCACCAUUGGACAUCGGAGAUGAUCUUCUGUAUGACAUGAAAUAGCUGGCAAUCGCACAAGCCAGCAAUGUUUACGAGCGGAAUAAGAAAAGUCAAGGUCUCCCCAUCACAAACGGACGACACGGAUGGUUUCUAA